Messenger RNA from Vanessa atalanta (red admiral), 2417 nucleotides. RefSeq names its product protein-S-isoprenylcysteine O-methyltransferase (gene ste14). The coding region runs from base 118 to 1005 and encodes 295 amino acids. Gene Ontology annotation, molecular function: protein C-terminal S-isoprenylcysteine carboxyl O-methyltransferase activity. Gene Ontology annotation, cellular component: membrane; endoplasmic reticulum. The transcript is spliced from 5 exons. The record is from RefSeq and is a predicted model, not a curated record. Lineage: Eukaryota; Metazoa; Arthropoda; Insecta; Lepidoptera; Nymphalidae. Gene Ontology annotation, biological process: C-terminal protein methylation.
UUUAAUAAACCUAAAAUAAUCAGAUAUUUAUGUAAAUUAUUUUGUAAAAAUAAGUCACACGACCUAAAAUUAAGUUAUAAUACUUGUUAAUAAUAUUUAGAUAAAAGGUUAACAUAAAUGGAUAUGAUUUCAAUGAGAAAUAUAUGCCCAGCUGCAAAACAUGCUCUGCUAUGUUUUUCGCUCUCCGGUUUAGUAUUUAUUGUUUCUUUUUUCUCAGCCAGUUGUCUUGGAUUUACAUCUGAGCUGUGGGCACUUACGUACUGGGGGCCGGCAUUAUAUUUCUGCCUUUUAAACUUCAUUUUACGAUAUUCUUUAAAAGGCUUCACAUACGAUGUUGCAGUCAGAUCUGCUUUUCUUGGGUCAGUUUUUGCAACAGGAUUUUACUUUGCUACGUUGGAUAAUAGCUGUCAUAUAUUUGGGCUUUAUGCAAUGGCAUUCUCCCUUUUUCACUUCUCUGAGUUCUUGUCUGUGGCCCUGACAAAUCCACGGACUCUGACAGUGGACUCAUUUAUUCUAAAUCACAGUGUACAAUACUGGGUGGCGGCUGUGUCCAGUUGGAUCGAGGCUGCAGUGGAAUACUACUUCUUUCCAAAUAUGAAAACUGUAUUUUGGAUAUCUCACAUUGGCGUUAUAAUGUGUGUUAUUGGAGAAGUAAUGAGGAAAAGUGCAAUGUUUACCGCUAAGACUAAUUUUAAUCAUCAUGUACAAACGGUGAAGAAAGAUGAUCACCAGCUAGUGACUCAUGGUGUGUACUCUCUCUGUCGACAUCCAAGUUAUGUGGGUUGGUUCUACUGGUCUAUUGGUACACAGAUAAUUCUACUCAAUCCUGUCUGCGUAAUUAUAUACACUCUGGUUUCGUGGACCUUCUUUAAUGAGAGAGUAUUCGCAGAAGAGAUGUUCCUAAUAUCUUUUUUCGGAAACCAAUACUUGGAGUAUCAAAAGAAAGUGGGCACUGGUCUUCCAUUUAUAAAAGGUUAUAUACCAGAUGUUGACGGUAGCUGGUGAUGGAAGUUUGAUAUGGACUACAGGAUUUUAACGAAGAUGAGGAAAAAAAAGAGAUCAAUGAAGUUAAAAAAUGACAUUUCGACAGAAAAUUUACAAUUUAUAUUGUACUGAACGCCAUUUUGAUGUUAUUUAUCUAAUAUUGUUGAAUUAAUUUAACAUUUUCAUGCAAUCGACUUAAUUUCAUAUCAAUGAAAACUGGUAACACUUGUUGUAAAUGCUAGAUGUCAUUUUUUGUAAAUGUCAGAUAAUACCUUUUGAAUUGCACCUUUAAUUCUCCUUUCUAGUGUAACAUAUUGAUACUACUAAGAUAAAUUUUGAAAUAUUUUUACACAAUUUAAAUACUUGUUGUACUUAAUAAUGGACGAAAGACACUUUUCAAAUUCACGUAGCCUUUUACAAGUGGAUAGUGUAGUAUAACUUUAAGAGUUAAAUUUUAGUUUGAAAAAUAUAUUAAAAUAGUGAAUAAAAUCUGCCACAGAGAGUACAAGAAACUGUACAUUGUAGUAUUUUUUUAUUGUAGUUAAUUAAAAUUUAUAGCCUAUGGUUAAAUGAAAUUAUACUAAAGUUACUCUUUUUUUCUUUGAAAAAAAAACGUAAAUUUUACUUGAUUUUGUAAUUUUUUUAUCUCUCAUACUGGCAAACAAAUUAACAUGCAGUAUUGUAAAUAUAAUUUAAUAAUUAUUGAUGUAUCUUACAAGAAGAUUUUUUUUUAUAUUGUUCGACCUUAGAAUAUAUGUGCAUUUAUUUCAGAUUUUUUUUAAUCCAUCAUUGUAUCAGGGUUGACAAUUUCUUAUUCAAAUAAUGCUAGUCACCAGCAAAAUGCAUUCAAUAGUAAUACUAGAAAUACUUUUAAUGAUAAGUAAUUCAAAUAAAUUUGUAAGCACAAUUAGUUGUUCAAAGAAUUUUCAUUAAAUUAAUUUAUAAGGUAUUUCUAUCGAUAUAGUAACGUUUAAAAGUAAGUUUACCUUAGCAGAUUUGUAUUGAAUUAAGUUUGAGAAAAUGUAUCAUCCCAAAAUAAAAAAUUAAAAAUAAAAAUUGUCUAUCUUUUAUCGUCUAAGGUGACGUUAUUACAUAUGACUUACAUUAAUAUUAAAAAAAAGCAAAAUUACCUUUGUUAAUAUGUACGUCAAAAGUGCUGUCGCUAUAGCAAAUGUCAACAGAAAGGCUGUUUGCUCCAUGUACCGGGAAUUUGUAUUCGCUUUUGACCUUUUGUUGCUUCACUAUAAUGUUCCGCGCGCUCCAUCUGUCUUUUGUUUCAUAAUCUGAGAUUACAUAUUUUUUUUUUAAAUACCUAUAAUGUUAAUGAAAGUUCUACAGACAAAUGAAAAUACAACAUGUACAUAAAAUAUCACACACAUUUGGAUGUAGGUGAUUCUAACUUUUUUCAAAGAUGUGUAUGUAAACCUAUUUAA